GAAGCCUGGGAGUCCUGCGAGUCGCUGGGGGAAGCGGAGCAGACACCCGGCGCAGCGGAGCGCAGGGCGCAGACCCGGCAAGUCGGAGCCCGCAGAUCCUAGCCAGGGCCUGGAGGGCGGCAGCGAGUGAAGGGGGUCCCUGCUCCUGAAGGCGGGCCAUGGCCUCCAUGUUGCUUGCCCACCGACUGGCCUGCGGCUUCCAGCACAACUGCCGCCUGCUGGUGAUCGGAUCCAGACACAUCAGUCAAGCCGCAGCCAAAGUCGACGUGGAAUUUGAUUAUGAUGGGCCUCUGAUGAAGACAGAAGUCCCAGGACCUAGAUCUCGGGAGUUAAUGAAACAGCUGAAUAUAAUUCAGAAUGCAGAGGCCGUGCACUUCUUUUGCAACUAUGAAGAGAGCCGUGGCAAUUACCUGGUCGACGUGGACGGCAACCGCAUGUUGGACCUUUACUCCCAGAUCUCCUCCGUCCCCAUAGGUUACAGCCAUCCCGCCCUGGUGAAGCUCGUCCAGCAGCCUCAGAACGUGAGUACAUUCAUCAACAGACCCGCGCUGGGCAUCCUGCCCCCGGAGAACUUCGUGGAGAAGCUCCGGGAGUCCUUGCUCUCGGUGGCUCCCAAGGGGAUGUCCCAGCUUAUCACCAUGGCCUGCGGCUCCUGUUCCAAUGAAAACGCCUUCAAGACCAUCUUCAUGUGGUACCGGAGCAAAGAGAGAGGUCAGAGGGGGUUCUCAAAGGAGGAGCUAGAGACCUGCAUGGUGAACCAGGCCCCCGGCUGCCCCGACUACAGCAUCCUCUCCUUCAUGGGUGCAUUCCACGGAAGGACCAUGGGUUGCUUAGCAACCACGCACUCCAAAGCUAUUCACAAGAUCGACAUCCCUUCCUUCGACUGGCCCAUUGCUCCGUUCCCACGGCUGAAAUACCCUCUGGAAGAGUUUGUGAAAGAGAACCAACAAGAGGAGGCCCGCUGUCUAGAGGAGGUGGAGGAUCUGAUAGUGAAAUAUCGGAAAAAGGAGAAGACGGUGGCUGGGAUCAUUGUGGAGCCCAUCCAGUCCGAGGGCGGAGACAACCACGCAUCGGACGACUUCUUUCGGAGGCUGCGAGACAUAGCCAGGAAGCAUGGCUGUGCCUUCUUGGUAGAUGAGGUCCAGACCGGAGGGGGCUGCACAGGCAAGUUCUGGGCCCACGAGCACUGGGGCCUGGACGACCCAGCCGACAUGAUGACUUUCAGCAAGAAGAUGAUGACAGGAGGCUUCUUCUACAAGGAAGAGUUCAGGCCCAAUGCUCCCUACCGGAUCUUCAACACCUGGCUGGGAGACCCAUCCAAGAACCUGCUGCUGGCCGAGGUCAUCAACGUCAUCAAGCGGGAGGACCUGCUGAGCAAUGCAGCCCACGCUGGGAAGGCCCUGCUCACGGGGCUGCUGGACCUCCAGGCCCGGUACCCCCAAUUCAUCAGCAGAGUGAGAGGCCGAGGCACCUUCUGCUCCUUUGACACUCCAGAUGAAUCCAUACGGAAUAAACUCAUUUUAAUCGCCAGAAACAAAGGUGUGGUGUUGGGGGGCUGCGGCGACAAAUCCAUUCGUUUCCGUCCCACGCUCGUCUUCAGGGAUCACCAUGCUCACCUGUUCCUCAAUAUUUUCAGCGACAUCUUAGCAGACUUCAAGUAAAAAAGCCAUUUCCACUACACUCUGAGAAAGCCCCGAUCUCAGCAGUUUCCAAUUGAUUAGUUUGCCUAAUUCAUGUUUUCACUUAAAAGUAUCAGAGGUGAAUGCAAAAACUGAAAGGUUAUCCGUGGGGAGGGGUGGCUUGGGGAGAGGAGGGAAGAAGAGGAGCUGGUUUGGGCUUUCUUCCCUGCAGAGCCAAUGUGUAAGCCCGGAAAUUCCGCUUGAACCCUUGGGAAGGGCUGUGGGGUCCUGGCCAACAAUUUCUCUGGACAUCAUUCAAGGGGGUUCCCCCGCUCCCAGGACUGGUGGCUGGCAUCCCGAGUCCAGGCCAGCUCCAAGGCGAGCUCUGUGAUCAAGGACGCUGGCUGCUCUUCGCCCUGUGUAGACACACUCUUCCCUAUAGCUCUGAGCAUACCCCUGCACAGGUCAGCGAGGGCCCGAGACCACAGGAAGGCGCUAAUGUAGGGCCCUGUGGAUUGAGCUUGGGGUGGGGAAGACCAGGACCACUCCUCUCACCAGGGGCUCCUCCCAGCUGGGGAUUCUGGUGUGGACCAGGCUUUGCCCUACGGCUCUAAUGCGAAACCUUCCAUUCCCCAAAUUCUGCCCUCCCUGUUCAAAGUUGACCUAGACCUGUGGGGAGGAAACUGUAGCCUGGAUGUCCACUUUGGAGUCCCAAAGGAGUCAAAAGGUCAGAAGCACAAGCCUGUACCCCCAGGAGCACCAGCCCAGGGACAGGGCAGCAGAGCGCUCUAUCCUGUCUCCUGGGGCUUCUUGGGGUCUGAUUGCAGACCCCUUGCCCUGGGAGGCCCUUCCUCUGGCUUUCCCUCAGCCCCCUUCCCUCCACCACUGGGCAGACCUUCCAGCAGCUCCGCUAUUCCACCAGAGGGAGCCAUCGCUGGACUCGAUUUCUUCUCCAGGGAAGCGCCACGAAUGAAAGGCACCAGAACUGUGCACGUGGAAAAGCGGCCUGUUGGGUCAGGUGGUUUCCUUGUACUUGCCAACCCUACCCCGACAUGAGAGCUUCUCCUUGGACGACCAAGUGGUGGCCACCAGGUAAAUGAUACCGAGCGCUUAAUAGGGCGGUGCUGAGGCUAGCGUCCUGCAGGAGCCAAGAUGUCCUUAAAAGCUAUUUGGCCUCAAGUUUUCCGAAAAAGAGCAGCAGCAAUGAGCAUGUUUAGCAGGCAGACCGAAAAUCUGGAU
Messenger RNA from Tupaia belangeri chinensis (Chinese tree shrew), 2858 nucleotides. RefSeq names its product 4-aminobutyrate aminotransferase (gene ABAT). The record is from RefSeq and is a predicted model, not a curated record. The transcript is spliced from 16 exons. Gene Ontology annotation, molecular function: 4-aminobutyrate:2-oxoglutarate transaminase activity; pyridoxal phosphate binding. Gene Ontology annotation, biological process: GABA catabolic process. The coding region runs from base 159 to 1661 and encodes 500 amino acids. Gene Ontology annotation, cellular component: mitochondrion. Lineage: Eukaryota; Metazoa; Chordata; Mammalia; Scandentia; Tupaiidae.